AUGGGAAUUAAAAUUGAUAUGGCAAAGGCAUUUGAUAGAGUCAAUUGGGAGUUUCUUCUUCAGGUUUUAUCUCAGAUGGGAAUCAGCUCUCAUUGGUGCAACCUGAUAUUUCAAUGCAUUUCCACUACAAGUAUGGCUGUGCUGGUCAAUGGAUCUCCAGGAAAAUUAUUCAAAACCUCUAGGGGGAUAAGACCAGGGGACCCCUUAUCCCCCUAUCUAUUCUUAUUCUGUAUGGAAGCCCUAUCCAGGUAUCUAAGCCAUGCUGAAACUCAUCAAAAAAUUCAUGGUAUCCAGAUUUGCAAGGAUGCACCGUCUAUGAAUCACCUGCUCUUUGCUGAUGAGUGCAUGAUAUUCUGCAAAGCUAAUCUUCGGGAAUGCAAUAAUCUCAUUCAGAUUUUUAAGGAAUUUGGUCAAUCCUCUGGACAGUUGAUAAACUUCUCAAAAUAUGGUAUUUUCUUCAGCAAGAACACUGCCCCGGACAUUGCUGAUAACAUCAGUAAUACUUUGAAGGUUCAAAGGAUUAAUCCAACAGACAAGUAUCUGGGUUCCCCUCUGUUCACCACAAAAAGUAAGAUCCAAGCUUUCAGGCCUUGUAUAGACAAGCUUAAAUUCAAGUUUGCUAGAUGGAAAACAACUCUCUCUACUGCUGGAAAAAUGACAAUGAUUCAGUCUGUCACUUCCACAACUAGUAUAUAUCAGAUGAACUGCUUCAAAAUUCCAAAAACCAUAUGCAAUGAGAUCAAUGCCAUUCAAAGAGACUUUUUCUGGAAUAAAGAACAAGACAAAUCCAUAGGAGUCUAUUACUUUGAUUGGGAUGCAGUAAACAAACCCAAAGAAUUAGGAGGUCUGGAAUUCAAAAACAUGGAAAUAUUCAAUAUGGCUAUGCUUACUAAAAUUGCUUGGAGACUUGUCUCAGAGCCAGACUCCCUAUGGAGCAGUACUAUGAAGGCAUCCCACUAUCCCAACACUGAAAUCAUAAGAUUAGAUACCAAACCAAAGGCCACAGACUCUUGGAUCUGGAAAGGAAUUAUGGAAGGCAUAGCUCUUCUCCAACAAUAUUACAUUUAG
Molecule: messenger RNA, 1068 nt
Organism: Papaver somniferum (opium poppy)
Lineage: Eukaryota; Viridiplantae; Streptophyta; Magnoliopsida; Ranunculales; Papaveraceae
Exons: 1
Coding region: 1-1068 (355 amino acids)
Source: RefSeq, a predicted model, not a curated record